This is a messenger RNA of Lindgomyces ingoldianus, 1604 nucleotides long. Its product is annotated as isopropanol dehydrogenase. Bases 413 to 1564 code for a protein of 383 amino acids. Lineage: Eukaryota; Fungi; Ascomycota; Dothideomycetes; Pleosporales; Lindgomycetaceae. The transcript has a single exon. The record is from RefSeq and is a predicted model, not a curated record.
UGCUAACUAACUCAAUCACGUUAGUCAUCAUAUCGGGCCCCUGAUAUUAUCCUUAAUGGUGAGGCUCACAGUCGACAUUCGAUACGAAGAAAGCGAGGCAUUGUCGGAGAUCCUGGACUUAACCGGACGUAAGCCGAUGAGAAGAUGUAGGGCAACGCCAUCAGCGCCAAAGGUUGUAUGUCUGGUUCCAACGGUAGCGGGAUUUCGAGGUGGGUAUUGGAGAUAGCAAUAAUAGGGCUGGAGGGAGGGAGAAUAUAAAUAGGUGAGUCUGCUCCACGCUCAGUUGCGUCUAUUUUCCGAUACCCAUCUCCGAGCCAAGCUCUCUCUUUCCCAGCAAACAUAUUCUUUGGACCAGCCUUCCAAUUUCGAACUUGUCUCAACAAGUCGUAAUCAUCCUUCGAAAGAACUCACCAUGUCGACAUACAAAGCCCUAGUCAUCUCAGCAUUCGACAAGCCAAUUGCCGUCCAAGAACUCCCUACUCCCACUAUAACCCCAGGCUCGGCCCUAAUCAAUCCUCUUUACGCAGGACUCCAACCAUACUCCCGUGCUAUCUUCACUGGCAAAGUACCGUACCCACUCAUCCUUCCUUUGACGCCAGGGACAACCUGCAUUGCCCGUGUUGAAGCUGUCGGCGCCGAUGCAACGUCCCUCAACCCCGGCGAUAUUGUGUGGGUCGAUGCUACCAUCCUUGGUCGAGAUAAUCCUGACAAUCAAAUUCUCCUCGCUCUACAUGGCGGCUCCAAUGCUGGAUCUCAGAAACUAAUGGCUGAUGUUUGGAGGAAUGGAUGCUGUGGAGAGAAAACCCUCGUUCCCCUCGAGAACUGUCACGUCCUCCCAGAAUCACUGUUCAAGACCAAGGAAGAAGGUGGCAUGGGAUAUCACUUUAAAGACCUGUCCACCCUAAGCACCGUUUUAGUCCCAUAUGGAGGCCUUGAAUCCGCAGGUGUUGGCGCAGGCACUACCGUCAUCGUCGCUCCCGCAACCGGAAAAUUUUCGGGGGGCGCCGUCUUAGCUGCCCUCGCCAUGGGCGCGAAAGUAAUAGCCGCUGGUCGCAACGAAGCUGGGCUCCAGAAGCUCUUUAACUUCCCCGGUGCAAAGGAGCGUCUCACCACCGUCAAACUCCAAAGUGACGUCGAAAAGGACGCCGCCUCUCUCCUCGCUGCAACAGGUGGCAAAGGCGCGCACGUCUACAUCGACCUCUCACCACCCGCUGCCUCGGGACCGACUACCGCCUCUCACAUCAAAUCCAGUAUUCUCGCACUCCGCCGAAAUGGCCAAGCGGUCAUGAUGGGAGGCGUAACUUCGAAUAUUGAGCUCAAUUAUGGGCUGCUGAUGUUCCAGAAUAUAUCUGUGAGGGGUCAGUUUAUGUACGACCGGAGGCAGAUUGAGCAAUUCAUCCAAAUGCUGGAGAAUGGAAAUUUGAUUUUGGGGGAAAGCGUGGGGUUGACGGUUGCGGGAAGUUUUCCGAUGGAGAAGGCGGAGGAGGCGUUGGAUUUGGCGGAAAAGGGGACGGGGUGGGGGAAUGAUGUUUUGGUGGCGCCAAAUGGGGAGGAGGGGAUUUGAAAAUAUGUUUUAAGCAUGAUGUUGUGCAGCCCGUCGUUUU